Hansenula anomala is the source of this 1104-nucleotide messenger RNA. It is a transcript of the gene RBG2, whose product is annotated as Rbg2p. The record is from RefSeq and is a predicted model, not a curated record. Gene Ontology annotation, biological process: cytoplasmic translation. Gene Ontology annotation, cellular component: cytoplasm. Lineage: Eukaryota; Fungi; Ascomycota; Saccharomycetes; Phaffomycetales; Wickerhamomycetaceae. The coding region runs from base 1 to 1104 and encodes 367 amino acids. The transcript is spliced from 2 exons. Gene Ontology annotation, molecular function: GTPase activity; GTP binding.
AUGGGUAUUGUCGAAAAAAUCCAACAAAUCCAAGAGGAAUUGGCUCGUACUCAGAAAAACAAGGCCACCGAAUAUCAUAUUGGUUUACUUAAAGGUAAAUUAGCAAGAUAUCGUCAACAAUUAUUAGAACCUCCACCAGGUUCAUCUUCUUCUCCAGGUCAAGGUUUUGAAGUUAGUAAAAGUGGUGAUGCAAGAGUUGUAUUGAUUGGGUUCCCAUCUGUGGGUAAAUCUUCAUUUUUAUCAAAAGUCACCAAAACAAGAUCAGAAGUUGCAAGUUAUGCUUUCACAACUUUAACAUCUGUUCCUGGUGUAUUGGAAUAUCAAGGUGCUGAAAUUCAAAUUGUGGAUUUACCAGGUAUUAUUAGUGGUGCAUCUGAAGGUAAAGGUCGUGGUCGUCAAGUUGUUGCAACUGCUAAAACUAGUGAUAUCAUUGUUAUGGUUUUAGAUGCCACUAAAAGUUCAGAACAAAGACAAAUUUUGGAAAAAGAACUGGAAAGUGUUGGUAUAAGAUUAAAUAAACCAAAACCAAACAUUUAUUUCAAACCAAAACCUUCAGGUGGUGUUAAAUUUAGUUAUACUUCUCCACCUAAGAAUCUUGAUGAAAAAAUGGUUCAAGGUAUUUUAAGAGAUUAUAAAAUCCAUAAUGCAGAUGUCUUGAUUAGAGAUGAAAAUGUCACAAUUGAAGAUUUCAUAGAUAUUAUAAAUGAUUCACAUAGAAGUUAUAUCAAAUGUCUUUAUGUUUAUAACAAGAUUGAUGCAGUUUCAUUAGAGGAAACUGAUAGAAUUGCAAGAGAACCAAAUACAGUUGUUAUGAGUUGUGAAAUGGAUCUUGGAAUACAAGAUGUUAUUGAAGAAAUAUGGUUUCAACUUGAUUUAUUGAAACUAUAUACAAAGAGAAGAGGGGUUGCAGUGAAUUUUAAUGAUCCACUAGUGGUUAGAAAUAACAGUACAAUUGAAGAUGUUUGUAAUUCUAUUCAUAAAGAUUUCAAAAAUCAAUUUAAGUAUGCAUUUGUAUGGGGUUCAUCUACGAAGCAUAAUCCUCAAAAAUGUGGAUUAAAUCAUCCAGUAGAUGAUGAAGAUGUUGUUUCAAUUGUGGCAAAGUGA